UCCCCUCCCCACAUCACCCCCCUCUCUCUCUUACUCUCUCCCCCAUAUCAUCCAUAAUGUCUACCUUGACCACCAUCAAGAACGCCACGGCGCUCCAUCUCCCUGCUCCGGGCGCCACCCCCGUCCCCCUGGCCCACGGUGACCUCCACCUCAACCUCUUGCCGGCGGCACCUCCCGAGCGCCCGACCGACACGCUCAUCAUCACCGUCGGCGCGUCCAGCUUCCCGCUUGCUCCCAACUCGUCUGUCCAGCGCACGCGGAGCAAGAAUGAGCACCCCAGCUUCAUCUUCACGCCGGCGCCGCCCGCUGGCGGGCAGAGCAUUGGCCAGGUCCGCAUCGACAUGGCCGACAGCAAGAGCCCCGAGGCGUGGGAAUCCACCGAGGAGGCUUGCAAGGUCCUCCAGGCCGAGCUCAAGGCCCAUAACCAGUGGGAGGACAAGGUGCUCUUCGUCGACGACGAGUACGAGACUGGCGGACCCAUCACUGGCCCCAAGUCUGGCUGGGGCGAGACGAUCGCGUCCUCGCUCUGGGGCUUUGGCUCGGCCAUCUCGUCGCGCAUCACCGGCGGUCCGGAGCCGACUCUGCCCACCACGGCGCCGGCGCCGAUCGCGUCGCCUUCGUCGCCCGUCGGCUCGCAGUACGGCCAGGGCAACUUCCGCUCUUUUGCCGCCGACUCGUGGAACCAGGCUACGAUCGCCGCCAAGGGCUUUGGCGAGGCCGCUGUCGCUGUUGGCGGCGCCAUCGGCCAGCAGGCCAAGCACGCCGUCGAGGGCCUCCAGGCGCCGCCCGUACCCCCCAAGGCUGAGGGCGCUGAGGGCGCUACCGGUGCCGCCGGUGUCGCUCCUCCCGCACCUCCCAAGGAUGCCGCUGCUGCUGCUUCUGCCCCUGCUGCCGCUUCCGCCUCCUCCGGCCCCCCCGCGAGCUCCUUCUCUGUCGGCGGCGAUGACGACGGUGUGUCGACAAAGUCGGUCAAGGACGAGCCCAUCAAGGAUGACGAUGAGUCGGUUGCCGUCAAGGAGACUGUCACCAAGGACACCAAGUAGAGCAAGCGCAGUAGCGCGAGCAGUGUGCAGCGCCCGGAUUGAUGGCAGUGGCUUGAUAGGACCGUACAAUGCGUCCGCACGACCGCCUGUAACUAGUAUGGAUUGUCCCAUGUGGC
Messenger RNA from Vanrija pseudolonga, 1159 nucleotides. RefSeq lists its product as uncharacterized. The transcript is spliced from 2 exons. The coding region runs from base 57 to 1043 and encodes 328 amino acids. NCBI's taxonomy places the organism in Eukaryota, Fungi, Basidiomycota, Tremellomycetes, Trichosporonales, Trichosporonaceae. The record is from RefSeq and is a predicted model, not a curated record.